Molecule: messenger RNA, 816 nt
Organism: Ylistrum balloti
Lineage: Eukaryota; Metazoa; Mollusca; Bivalvia; Pectinida; Pectinidae
Product: spermatogenesis-associated protein 4-like
Exons: 6
Coding region: 1-780 (259 amino acids)
Biological process (GO): regulation of cytoskeleton organization
Cellular component (GO): axoneme
Molecular function (GO): microtubule binding
Source: RefSeq, a predicted model, not a curated record
AUGUCAGGUUUACCGCGUGAAGUCCUUAAGUGGACCCAGAGUCUGGACCUCACUUGGCAAAUUAAGACACCUAAAUGGGACUUGACAAAUGGGUACUUGGUCGCAGAAAUAUUUUCAUGGUAUUUUCCACAAGAAAUUCAGAUGCACUCUUAUAACAACGGAACAUCAUUAGAUUCAAAGUUAAGAAACUGGAGUUUACUAAAAUUGUUUAUAAAAAGACAUAACCUAGAUAUAGCAGAGGAACUGCUCGAUGGAACGAUUCAUUGCAAGGAAGGAGCCGCAACACUGCUCACAGAACGUAUCUAUGAAAUCUUAACAAAUAGGAAAGUACGGAAACAAACUAAAGAUGAUGAAAUUGACUUUACUGACCGAGCUUACCAGAACAGAUUGCCCAUGCAUGCACGCUCAACAGCUUCUAAAGCUGUCAAAAAUAAUCUCAGAAUCACAGAAACAAUGGCAGACCAAAAUCUCAUCCUUAGCGCUCAAAAGUCACAAAAAAUUAUCAAUGAUCACAUAGAGCAUCGCCGUCAGGAGCGAUAUGAGAACCCUGUCCGAUUCAACGUAAAGCCCACGUUGGGAGAAAGGAGCUUACGAAGGCCUCCUGUCCAACCAAAACAACCAACAUAUGAAACAGACAAAACACUGGACUCUAUCGGUCAAGAUGGACCCCACCCAGAAUUACCAGCAUAUUCCAGAGAACCUAGUGUACAAUUCAAGGAGAUACAGGUGAACCAAGUGGACAAAUCAGCACUGUACAACAUCCCUGUCCAGGGUUUCUGAACAUUCUCUUUAUUUUCAUUGUGCCCAAGUUUGAUA